UCGCUGCAUGUAUAAAUACAGGAGAGCGGGCAGCGUGUAAACAGUCACAACAGCUGCACGAUAUCUGACCGCACUCGAGGACCAAAGGCGCCCGAUUUGACAAGAUGAAGCUCUGCAUCCCGUUCGUGUUCCUGUCCGUCUUUGUCCUCGUCCACGGGAUGCCGCCGAUCAGCAGGGACUACAACAAGCACUGCCGCUGCCUGCAGGUGGAGUCGAGGAUCAUCCCGCCCGACAACCUGAGGAGCAUCAAGCUGGUCCCUGAGGGCCCCCACUGCCCAGACAUAGAAGUCAUAGCUGGACUGGCGAGCGGGGAGAAGGUCUGCCUGAACCCUCGGUCGUCGUGGGUGAAGAAGCUGGUCCACUUUGUUCUGGAGAAGCAGCUCCAUCAGCAGGGCGGCGCGCUCGCCAAGAAUGAAGCCUGAGCCCCCGUCGACGGGUGGCGGGCCGCCUCCGUCCUUGCGACACUGAGCCGUGCUGUUUCACUUUAAACACAAUCACACACUAACACAAUGUCUAACCGGGCUUGUGUAGCUUUCACCUGUACUCCUUCACAAUUUAUUUUUUUUUUACACAUUUUUCUAAAUAACAUUGACCUCGGAUUUAUAUGGAGUGUUAUUUAUUCUAUUUUUAAAGGUUGUAAUGUAAACGUGUGGGAUAACGUGUAACACAUGAUUUCUUUGCAAUGCUCCCUUUUGAUGAAGCUUCCUACACAUAGACAAUUCAUUCAAUUUCUCACUUCGAUCUUGCGUUAGAAAGAACUCACCACUGUAUAUCCCGAAAAGUCUAAUUCUGGGCUUAAUUAAAAAAAUUAAUACAUGUUUAAAAAGUGAA
This is a messenger RNA of Scophthalmus maximus (turbot), 831 nucleotides long. It is a transcript of the gene cxcl19, whose product is annotated as chemokine (C-X-C motif) ligand 19. Bases 105 to 422 code for a protein of 105 amino acids. The record is from RefSeq and is a predicted model, not a curated record. Gene Ontology annotation, molecular function: CXCR chemokine receptor binding; chemokine activity. NCBI's taxonomy places the organism in Eukaryota, Metazoa, Chordata, Actinopteri, Pleuronectiformes, Scophthalmidae. Gene Ontology annotation, cellular component: extracellular region. Gene Ontology annotation, biological process: chemokine-mediated signaling pathway; antimicrobial humoral immune response mediated by antimicrobial peptide; cellular response to lipopolysaccharide. The transcript has 3 exons.